Molecule: messenger RNA, 4200 nt
Organism: Hyalella azteca
Lineage: Eukaryota; Metazoa; Arthropoda; Malacostraca; Amphipoda; Hyalellidae
Gene: Hrs
Product: hepatocyte growth factor-regulated tyrosine kinase substrate
Exons: 17
Coding region: 135-2393 (752 amino acids)
Molecular function (GO): phosphatidylinositol binding; metal ion binding; ubiquitin binding
Source: RefSeq, a predicted model, not a curated record
AUAAAAAGUAGAAGCUGAACAUGGUGGACCUGUGCGAGUAACGUUAUCAUAAAUUGAAACAGGAUUUUAAAUUUUCUAGGUUAUAAAUAAUAAAUAUAGAACAAGUGCUGCAGUAAAAAAAAACUGGAAUCAUCAUGCCUUCAUCUGAGAUUAGUUUGCUGCUGGAGAAGGCUACCAAUUCUCUUCUGCUGGAGGUUGACAUGCUGUCUACGAUGCAGAUCGUAGAUGCUAUUCGUCAGAAUGAUGUCAGUGCCAAGCAGGCAGUGCAGUGCAUCUACGCCAGGCUGAAAGACAAGAAUCCCAACGUGGUGCUUAUGACGCUGCAGGUUCUGGAAGCAGUAGUGAAGAACUGUGGUGAAGCAAUCCACGUGGAAGUGUGCAGCCGCCCGUACUGUGAAGCGAUGGAGGAGCUCAUCCGCUCCAACACCAACGAUGAGGUGCGCAGCGCAGCCUGCUUCCUGCUCGGCAGCUGGUGCAGCGCCUUCAAAGGCCAGCCUAAACUGCAGGCUGUGCAGGACCUGGCGAACAUCCUGCAGGUCAAGGGCUUCAACAUCACGAUGAACAACGAGGCGGCUGCUCUGUACUCCUCCGACGCCGCCCCGAACUGGGUUGAGGCUGACUGCUGCUACCGCUGCCGCAGCACCUUCACACUUAUUAAGCGCAAGCACCACUGCCGCGCGUGUGGCCAGAUCUUCUGCCACGACUGCAGCAGCAAGUCCUCCAUUAUCCCCAAGUUCGGCAUCGAGAAGGAGGUGCGAGUCUGCGUCAGCUGCUACCACGACAUCAACACUCCCCAGAGCGGCAGGAGCAAGAGCAAGGACGACGCCACUGCCUCCAGUCCCGCCAAGAAAGCCCCAGCAGGCAGCAGCAGCAGCAAGAGCAGCAGCACUGGGACCAGCAAGACUGAAGCAGAGCUGCAGGAGGAGGAAGAGCUGCAGCUCGCGCUAGCUCUGUCCCGCUCUGACGCUGAGAACAAGAUCAACGAGAAAUUACGGCACACUUCCACCAUGCUGGGGGGAGGGGGAUGGCGUAACGGUGGGGGGGUGUCUGCUCCCCCACACUCCCCUUCUCCCCCACCCGCCGCCGCCCCCCCACCGAGCACCCAGGGGGAGACGGAUGAGCUUGCCAAGUACCUAAACCGUUCACACUGGGAACAGCGUAAGCAACAGAACAACAGCAGCAACAAGAACAACAGCAACAAGAGCCGCUACUCAGCUGCUGACGAAGGCUCCACCGAGGACGUGGCUGCUGAGGGCGGGGCAAUUAAAGAGCUCGCCUCCCCCACCUCACCCCCCGGCAAGAGGGAAGAGGCACUGCAGACGAGCAACGAGGACGACAUGAACGAGUUCGUGUCGACGUUCCGUGCGCAGCUGGACGUGUUCGUGAACCGUAUGAAGAGCAACCAGUCGCGCGGCCGCCCCAUCGCCCACGACACUUCAGUGCAGUCGCUCUUCAUGAACCUCACCACCAUGCAUGAGCAGCUGCAGCAACACCUGCAGCAGCAGGAGGCUAAGCGAGUUUGGUACGAGCAACUGCAGGACAAACUCAAUCAAACCCGCGACGCUCGCGCGGCUCUCGAGGCGCUCAGGGAGGACCAUAGGGAGAGGAAGAGGAGGGAGAGGGAAGAGCAGCAGCGUGUGAGGCAGAUCCAAAUGAUGCAGAAGCUGGAAGUGAUGCGCAAGAAGAAGCAGGAAUAUCUGGAGUAUCAACGCCAGCUGGCUGUGCAUCGCAUGGCGCAGACUGAACGCCAGCUCAUGCAUCAGCCACCGCCAGCCAUACUGCCGGGUCAGCCACUCCCGCCAGCCAUGGCUGCUCAGCCACCUCAGCCAGGUCAGCCAUUCUACAGCCAGCCGAUGGCUGGGCCGCCUCACAUGGCUGAGCCCCACAUGGCUAGACCUCACAUGGCUGAGCCCCACAUGACGGGACCUCACAUGGCUGCGGCCCCGCACAUGGCUGGAGGUGUCACAUAUCCGAGCAACAUGCCUGGCAACCCCUACAUGCCCUACAUGACUGCACAUGGUCCUGUAUAUUUCGCAGGUGCUAAUGGCGGACAGCCGACGCCUGUGGGCUACCCUCAUCAGCCAGGCCAACAGCCACUUCAGCCAGGCCAGCAGCCACUCCAGCCUGGUCAACAGCCAUUUCAGCCAGGCCAACAGCCACUCCAGCCUGGCCAGCAGCCACUCCAGCCUGGCCAGCAGCCACUCCAGCCUGGCCCUCAGCCGCUUCAGCCUGGCCAGCAGCCACUCCAGCCAGGCCAACAGCCUCUCCAGCCUGGCCCACAACCUUUUCAGCCUGGUCCACAGCCUUUUCAGCCAAGUCACCUGCCACCUCAGCCACUUCAGCCACUGCCAGAAGAGCAACAGCAGCAGGCUGAACUGAUAUCGUUCGACUAAUUAGACAUAUAUUAGUUCUACUGUCACAACUAACUGAAAAAGGUCUUAACGUAGCGUCAUGUUUACAGACAUGAAUGACUUAGUUGAAUACAAAGUCUUCACCUAACAUUAUGUUUACCAACAUGUACGAGUAUACGCAUGUUGUAUAUGUAGUGUAGACUUAUCGUGUCUACAAACGUGUCUACUUGUCACGCUUGUCAUAACGCUUUUAUCAGCGAUAGCUUCUUGUGGUAGUGAACGAUUCAUUAUAUUCCAAGUAGAGUUUAUAUGUUCCGCCUUUUUUGUAAAGAAUUUAUGAAAACUCCUCGCUUGCUUCCUCCUGGGAAUUUAUGCUCGGGGCUUGGAAAGAAACCUAAUCAACCAAGGAGUCUACGAUUUUUAAGGUGUUGAAAUUAAUGAAAUAUUUCGUAACUUAUUCGGCCGCUCCAAAUGAAUAUGAUAAAAGUCAGCAAAUCUGUUCCAUAGAAUUGAAUUAUUUGUUGUGUAAUUUGUCAUACGUGACAACCGCACUUUUAUUUUUAGCUGCACUUCUAUCACUACCGGACUUAUUUUUUACCUGGUAAGUUUACUAUGUGUACUUUACCUGUUACGGUCACUGUGUUGAGAGUGUAAUUACACUAUCUCUUAUUAUUUGUAGCGCCCAAUCCUUUCUUUACUUGGAUUAUCUCUAUUACCCUUCCAGUUGCUAUAUUAUCUUGGUUAUAUACAUGUAUUAUCUUUCCUAUGCGUGGAUCAUAUCUUUAUCUCCUGUUAUCUUCCGCUAGAUGCUCGUCAUAUUCUUGUCUACAUCAAAGAAUAAUUGAUAUGCAGGCUGCUACAGCGUCGUGUCGGGCAUGGGUGCAGUAGCCACUCAAAAUGUUAGUCGUACCUUCCGUAAUGCAAACAUGUUCUCUGUCUAUUAAUGGUGACAUGAGCACGUAAAGGAAUGACUAUUUUUUUGUGGCUAUGCAAUUUCUCAAUGCUAACUCGUAAGAAAAAAAUCACUUUAUUCAUCAAAUUUUAAAUGCAAAAAGCGAAUUAGAAAAAAAGCUAUGCUGGCUAUGCAUCCUUAUGAAGUUGGCUUCAAUUAUACUUCUGCCAUGCCAAUCUUUUAUUUUUUCCUCCCUAUUUUCAUUUUGUCAUAAGUUAUCGUUUUCUGGAUUUCGUUUAUUCUUCAUCUUCAUUUCCUCUUUCUUUUGUUCAAUUAUCUUCGUUACCGUUGCAGCAGACGACUCGAGAUGCUAGGACGUCGCUGUGUCCUCAGCGGCUGUAAAUUUAUUAUACCCGUAAAACAAAAUAUAAAACUUGUCCAUAACCGAGGCAGGACAUCUUCUAGCGUCAUGCCAUGCUAGUUAAAAUAUUCUAUUUUGUACGCCACGUGUAUCCCUAGGCUAGGUCUAUCUAUUAGAUUGGCUAGGUCUAGCGUUGCGGUUUUAGUUUGUGCGUUUGCAAUGUAUCCUGUCAUUAACUGUACUCGCGUCGGUGGCAAUGUAUAUGCCUUCAUGCAUAUUCGCAUUUAUAUUCUGACGUUAGCUUACCCAGAAUACUAGGAGAUUUUUUUUCUGUCUAUAAUUUAUAUCCUGGUGUUUCCUUGUGCAAAAUUUCAGGGUAUUUUCCUAUCAUUAUUACCAGCUAAUCAUUAUUAAUUUUUUUGUGAUACAAACUUGCAAUGAGGAAUGUGUGGUGCGAGACAUGGAACUUCGUCCCGAGCAAUACGUAGACUGCAUCGAUUAGUUCCUUCACUUACAGCCCAUUGUUUUAACGUUUUUACAGGCAUAAGUGCUUGUUGCUUCAUAUCUGUUUGUCAACUAUACAAAUUAUAACCAUU